Dentiscutata erythropus is the source of this 207-nucleotide messenger RNA. Lineage: Eukaryota; Fungi; Glomeromycota; Glomeromycetes; Diversisporales; Gigasporaceae. The record is from the annotation of a GenBank genome assembly.
GAAAGAAACAAUAACGACGAAAGAGUAAUGAGUGGAAAAAUAAUUAAACUAAGUGAAACAUAUAAGCAAACAAUAAAUAUAACACAAGUGUAUGCAUAUAUUUGUUGUUUUUUGUUUGGUUACGCUCAAAAUAAUAUAAGCUCACAAAAGGGCAAUGCACCAUGUAAGUCGACGAGAAAUGAUAGUCCUCCCCCACAAGGUGAAAAA